Molecule: messenger RNA, 591 nt
Organism: Candidula unifasciata
Lineage: Eukaryota; Metazoa; Mollusca; Gastropoda; Stylommatophora; Geomitridae
Source: the annotation of a GenBank genome assembly
AUGUUUAGUAGCCAAGAAUACUUGGAUCGUAAAACCGGACCCUAUGGAAUCGGUCGACUGAGUUAUCUUCAGUCCUUAGUGACAGAAUUUCAGGAUACAUCUGAUGAAGAAGCUAAAGAACAAGUUCUGGCCAAUUUAGCAAAUUUUGCCUAUGAUCCAAUAAAUUAUCAACAUUUCAAGAAGUUGAAUGUGGUUGACCUGUUUUUGGAUUGCCUGGAAGAGAACAAUGAGAAGCUGAUUGAGUUCGCAAUAGGAGGAUUAUGUAACUGCUGUCUAGACAAGGAUUUCAAACAACAUAUCAUCAACUCUGGAGGGAUAGACCUUGUAAUCAGAUGUUUGUCAAGAUCCGAGGAGCAGACAGUGAUGUCCGCAGUGACCACACUCAUGUAUCUGUCCACACCGGAGUCAAAGCAAGCCAUUACAGUCUUGCCAGUUGUGGAAUGUAUGUUGCGUUUUUCUGAAUGUGACAACAAACUUCUGGCCAAUCUGGCACAAGUAUUUCUACAGGAUUACUGUACUCCAGCACAGAUCAGAGAAGCCAGGGAUAUCCAGAGGCAAAUGGCUGGCCAGUUUUCAAACGUGGAAACUUGA